This is a messenger RNA of Phyllopteryx taeniolatus (common seadragon), 2462 nucleotides long. RefSeq names its product tetratricopeptide repeat domain 29 (gene ttc29). The coding region runs from base 786 to 2378 and encodes 530 amino acids. The transcript has 12 exons. The record is from RefSeq and is a predicted model, not a curated record. Gene Ontology annotation, molecular function: protein binding. NCBI's taxonomy places the organism in Eukaryota, Metazoa, Chordata, Actinopteri, Syngnathiformes, Syngnathidae.
GUGCGAGCGAGCGAGACCGUUAACAAAGGCCGCCGUCUUGCCACCGUGAGUGAGCACAAAGUCGUCCUGAGCGUAGCGAAACUUCUCCAGCCCGCACGCCAUGAACACGUCGUCGUCUCCGAAGAAGUCCUGUAGACAGGCUGUUACCAGGCAACGCCUCUCCCGUGCACCCGCCCGAAACCGUCCAAUCGUCCGCCCAGGUCCCGCCAUGCCACGGCCACGUCCGGUUGAUGAAGCAACCGUCAUCGAUAUCACGUCAACGGCGAGGGCACCGUGCGUGUGCGCGCUCCCGUUUACGCGCUGUGUCACGUGAGCGAGCCUCUAGAGGGCACUAAUAAGUCAAUUUAACCCCUUGUACGACUGUGUAGUACUUUUAACAGGAAGGCUACCAAAAGUGCUUUACAUCGUUAAAAUACAGGCGUACAUGUAUAAAGUACAGAAUCACAAUAUUUUAUUGGCAGUACAAAAACAAAAAACAAUCCAAGUAAAUCAAAUCUUGGUUGCGCUUUUCCUAAUAUUGAAAGAUGCUGAUAAUAAAAUAAAAAUCGAAACUGGAAUGCCUGCCUCAACAUAUGUCAAUGUGUAAAUAUGAAUGUAAUGGAGACACAAUUAACAUGCAACUUUUGUGAUUUUAUUAACUAACGUGUGACAAGUGCAGCUUUUAAUGUUAAGUGUAGGUCCCGUAUAAUAUUUAAGAGUACAGAGUUGACUUUGAAAUGCUUAUUUCAUGGAAAGCUUUGUCUUGAGACUAAAGGGAGGUAUGUUCACGAUUGGCCUUGGUUGCCAUGGUGAAAGUUGCCGCAUGGAAGCGUGAGUUGCCAUGGCAACACAGAAAACAGCUCAUCGGUGACGUAGUAGGAACUCCAACGUCCCGCGGAAAUUCGGGGAGAACGUCAAAGCAGACGCGUGCUUUACGUCGUUGUCGCCAGCCCAAGCGGAGGAUGGAAGCGGCGGGCAGCUCUCUACCGGAAGUGACGUCGAGGGUCAGGAGGCAGAAAAGCAGGAAGUCUGUCCAAACCUCAGAAAAAUCAGCACAGAGUCUCUCCAAGGACGAUAUUGCAAAGUUCAUUAACAGUCGGAAGCAGAACAUCUGCGUGGGCCUGCUCCAACAUGGCUUCCACAGGUCGUUUUCGGAGCUCUUCCUGCUGCUGCGCUUGGAUCGGGAGCGGCGGGAGGCGGCCGAGAUCAACUCGGCUCUCAGCCUUCAGACGCCUCUGGAGGAGCAGCACGCCAAAGUCGAGAGCGUCGGUCUGCACCUGAGCCGCGCCGAGCGGGCCCAACGGGACGGUCGUUGGCCGGCGGCGUACGAGCAGCGUCUGCAUUUGGGCGCCUACUUCACGGCCGAGCGGGAGGACCUGUGGCUCAGCUUGCACUUCUACCACACGUGCACGCACGCGCGGGAAGACGGCUGCAUGAGGCACGCCACCGAGGGCCGCGCAUGCUUGGCCGAGCUCUACCUGCAGCAAGGCCAGCUGGAAAAAGCGAGGCAGCAGGCCGAGCUGUGCGUGCAGAUGGCCGACGAAGGCGGCUGGCUGGACUCGUCCGGUCGCUCGCUGCCGCGCCGAGCCCGCGAGAGCAUGUGGUCCAUCUGCAGCCGGCAGGCGGACGCUCGCAUCAAGGCCGGCGAUCCCGAUGAGGCGCUCCAGCUGCUCCACCGCGGCUACGCCACCGCCACCGAGUCUGAAAACAAAAACAUUGAAGGCGAGGCCGCCUAUCAGCUGGGACUCGCGUACUACAGCGUCGGCGACUAUGACACGUCCGAACAGUACCUCAACACCUCCAUGCACAUCUGCAGCACCACGGAGGAUUUCGACGGCCUGGGGAAGGCCUACAAGGCCGUGGCCAAGUUAUGCGAAAGCAAGGGAAACCUCAACAGCACCAUUCAGCUUUUGGAGUCGUUAGUUGACAUCUCUCGUAGCAACGGCCUACAUCACCACCUCGUGGACGCGUGCCUAUGUCUGGGCAACGUCUACACCAACAGGAGGCAGUACGAUCGAGCUCGCGAGAGUUUGCUCCAGGGUUACAGCGUGGCGUGUGACAUUGGAGACGUGACUCUGGUGCAGAAGGCUCAGGUACGUCGGCAAUAUUCUCUUCAUUGGUUCCGAACGUGCUUCACGCGCACGUUAGCUACUUUUGGCGCCCGCGUGUCCGUCAGGUGUCGCUGGCCAGCGCUCACACUCGUUGCAUUGUGGGGAAGUACAGCGCCGACGUGGAGUCCCCCGCGCCUGCCGCCCUCUCACGGCUGCUGGACUGGAAGGUGUCGAGAGGACUCCGUGACCACAGUGACAACGCUGGCGUGUGCGACUAUUAGACACGCGGCAUGUACUGUAAUCACACCAUCAGCAAAGAAAUACUGCAAAAGUCACUGUUGUACUUAAUAAACGACUUGAUUUUAAGCAGUUAAUGCAGUUAAACAUUAAGCAUUUAAAUGUCUGGAAAGAAUAAAACUGAAAGUUGGUGGA